This is a messenger RNA of Dracunculus medinensis (Guinea worm), 1746 nucleotides long. Lineage: Eukaryota; Metazoa; Nematoda; Chromadorea; Rhabditida; Dracunculidae. The record is from the annotation of a GenBank genome assembly.
AUGCGACGAACCAUUAUAACAUUAUUGUUAUGCGUCGAAUUAUUUGUGCGAGCCGAUGAACACGAUCAUCUUUAUAAUGAUAAUGAAGAAGUAGUGUUAUGGGUAAAUACAGUUGGCCCGUAUAACAAUAGGCAAGAAACCUAUGCAUAUUUUUCAUUGCCGUUUUGUCAUGGUCCUAAGGAAUCAAUCGAGCAUUAUCAUGAGACUCUUGGUGAAGCACUUCUUGGAGUCGAGCUCGAUCUCUCUGGCUUGGAAAUUAAAUUUAAAAAUAACAUAGAAAAAACGGUUUUCUGCCAUAAAACAUUAACUGAUGAAGAAUAUAAAUCAUUCGUUUAUGCCAUUCACAAUAACUAUUGGUAUCAGAUGUAUUUAGAUGGAUUGCCAAUGUAUGGAAUGGUUGGUGAAGUUGAUUCAUCCACAAAUCCUCCAACAUAUAGAAUUUUUUCUCAUAAAAAACUUGAAAUAGGAUAUAAUGAAAAUCAGAUCGUGGAUGUAAACUUGACAUCUGAUGUGCGAGUGCCUCUAUCGCCAAAUGUUGAAAUCUCAUUCAGUUAUGAAGUUGUAUGGAAGCCAUCAACUAUCGAUUUCGAACGUCGAUUUGAAAAAUAUCUUGAUCCCUCUUUCUUUCAGCAUCGAAUUCAUUGGUUUUCAAUCUUCAAUUCGUUUAUGAUGGUGAUUUUCCUUGUUGGUUUAGUUUGGAUGAUAUUCAUGCGAACUUUGCGAAAAGAUUAUGCCAGAUAUCAAAAGGAUGAAGAGCUCGAUGAUGUGGAUCGUGACUUGGGCGACGAAUACGGAUGGAAGCAAGUUCAUGGUGAUAUAUUUAGAACACCAUCUUUCCCCAUACUAUUUUCGUCGCUCAUUGGUACUGGCUAUCAUAUUUUUACGGUUGUUAUUAUAACCAUAGUGCUUGCUAUAAUUGGUGAAUUCUAUACUGAACGAGGAUCUCUUCUGAGUGCAGCAAUUUUUGUUUAUGCAGCGGCAUCACCUGUGAAUGGCUUUGCUGGUGGAUCAAUGUACGCUCGUUUUGGUGGAAAACAAUGGAUUCGCCAGAUGAUUAUGGGCGCUUUCUUGCUGCCAUCAAUUAUUUCAUCAGUUGCAUUCUUAAUAAAUCUGAUUGCGAUAUAUUAUCAUGCUUCGAGGGCUAUUCCCUUUACGAUAAUGAUUGCUGUAACUGCUAUAUGUUUAUUUGUUAUUCUGCCAUUGACUCUUGUUGGAACUGUUCUUGGACGAAAUGUCAAAGGACAAGGUGAUUAUCCGUGUAGAGUAAAUGCUGUUCCGCGGCCGAUUCCCGACAAAAAAUGGUUCUUGGAACCUUGGUUUAUAAUUAUGCUUGGAGGCAUAUUACCGUUUGGCUCAAUUUUUAUUGAGAUGUACUUUAUCUUCACAUCUUUUUGGGCGUAUAAAAUUUAUUAUGUUUAUGGUUUUAUGUUUCUCGUUACUAUAAUAUUGGCAAUUGUAACGAUGUGUGUAACUGUCGUUUGUACAUAUUUCCUUUUAAACGCGGAAGAUUAUCGAUGGCGGUGGACGAGUUUCUUAGCAGGCGCUUCAACUUCAUUUUAUGUUUAUCUUUAUUCUAUAUACUAUUUUGUCUUUAAAACAAAGAUGUAUGGAUUCUUCCAAACGGCUUUUUAUUUCGGUUAUAUGGGACUUUUUGGCAUUGCUCUUGGCUUAAUGUGUGGCACUGUUGGAUAUGUGGGUGCAGCAAAAUUCGUUCAUAAAAUCUAUUCAACUAUUAAAAUAGAUUAA